AAUAGUGCUCAGUCUGACCGCCAGGUGUCAGUAACGUGCAGCAUCACAAAUCAAAUGAGCGGGAGAGACAAACCGAAGAAGAGCCUGUCCGUACGUUUUUUAAGUGUAACUACAUUACAAUGUAAACAGUGAUAAUUUAAUUAGAAAGUAAAUCCCGUUAGAGAAGACAAACAGUCUUAAAACGUUUGCUUAACAUCAUGGGGAAGCGUAAGAAAACCCUGGACAUGAGGUGUGUGUUAUUCCCAGAUGAUGUGAAGAGUACUUUCGGAAAAGGAGGAAAAGCCAGAACGUCCACUCCUGCCUCAAAGUCAUGGGAGAGAUGUGGAGACAGUUUUCUGGACAGCGCCGUCAUCCAUAAACUGCAAACAUCAGAGAAGAAGAGCAGAACUGCAAGCAAAGUUGCUCUGACUGGGAGCAAAGGGGCUGCCACAGAUGAAGCGGUGAACAUUGCUUGGAGCUCCAGUGAAGAGGAAGAUUCAGACGGUGAUAAUAAUCCUCCUCCUCCUGCUCCUCGACAGCCACUCAGGGCACAGAAACAGCGUUCUGUUGACCAGCACAGGAGUCUGCGGAUGUUUAGCACUGGUGUAGACACAGAUGAACUGCCCACUAUUGAUUCAGACAGUGAAAUAGAGGAGGAGAAUUCAGCUUCCAAAGAGCACAGUGACUUCCUAAAUCCUGCUGUGUCACCAGCUGAGAUUUCUGACUACUCCUCUUAUGACUGUAAUGAUGAAGAUCCAAAUGAAAGCAGAGCUGAAUCCUCUCUUGCGGCAGACACCAGCAAACAGUCAGUCAGUGAGUGGAUCCGCUCCGCUCAGGCCAUCCUCCAGACGCCUCAAAAGCAAACCACCAAGACCAUCAAAACCCCAGAGGACUCCAGCAAAAAGAGGAGGAGGUUCGAAAGAGGGGGUCUUGCUGAAAGACUGAACCGACUCCACAGCAGACAGAGAUCCGCCAUCAGCUUCUGGAGACAUCAGUGCAACUCCACCACAUCAGCUGCUGACAGGCCUGGAGUCCUGACGCUGAGGAUUGUGGGAGUUCGGGAGGAGUGUGGCAUGCAGGCCACUUUGUGUGAGCGACUGCCGGAGGGAGAAACCUGUGUGGCUCUUUUUAACAAGGAUACGGCCGUCCAGAUACAGCCUGUGCCUGGAGACAUCGUCCACAUAUAUCCACCAUGGCAGAAUCUGAUUUUGGAGGGUGAACGCUAUCCCAUAAUCCUCAACACUCACUUCAGUCAGAAAGUCUGCAUGGAGAUCAAAGCAGAAAGCGCAGAAGGCCCAAAAUCUGCAGUGGCCGUGGAAAAAUGCAGACCUCCACCAUUAACCAGGUGCCUUUGGCGGUCAGAGACGAGCCAAGUGUCAACCGAGAGAUCUGUUCCCUGUAAACAGGUGGUUGAGUUGGCCAGUACAGGAGUUCGGAAGUCUCUGCUGGAUGCAGUGGAGGAUUGCGGGCCGUCUGGGUCUCAGAGCGGGCCUGUUGAGGUGGUUGUUCAGAGGGUUUACUGUAUCCCCAUCACACAGUCUCUUCACAGAGCUUCACUCCAGCACAGAGCACUGGCCAAACCUCCACCAGAAUCAGCACAAGACAUCGGCAGGCUGUGCGCUCUGGUUCAGGACGGUUAUGGGAUGUUCGGUGAGCUGCUUCUUCAGUGCGUGUCCUCAGACUCGGAGAUCCAGCAGGUCUCAGAUGAGCUGGAGGGCCGUGUUUGUCUCCUGCGGGCCUUCAGGGUCGUCCAGCGGCUCACACGCGACAGUCUUUCUCCAUUCAAUGGCCUAUAAUUCUGGACAACCUAAAUCCAGAAACCCAGCUAUUCUCUCUAUGCAGCGUCACAGGUGUGAUUGUUGCGGUGGAUGAAAACACAGCGUUCUCCUGGCCUAUUUGCUGUCGGUGUGAGAGUUGCCAUUUAGAGAUUCGAGAAAACGAGAAAGAAUUCCUCUGUUUGGUGUGUGGAGCAGUGAUGGAUGAACCCAGCACAAAGAUGCAGCUGGAGGUGUUUCUGAGCUGCUCUUCACUGAGCCACUGUACCGUCAAAAUCAAGUUGCAGCAAAAAACCAUCAAGUCUCUUUUAAGCUCGACAAGAAGUUCUGAGGGCCACAAUGUGGAGCAUGUUCUUGGCUCAGAGAUCGGUCCUCUCAGCGCCUUCGUCCACAUUGUGAACAGGAGUCAGACUGUUUGGAUCGGUUUGGAGGAGUUAUCCUUUGACUAGCUCGCUUAUCUGCUGCUAUUAUUACUGAAGAAUCAGCCAACACUAGUCAUGCAUUACUUCUGAAGGAGUAUAUGUGAUAAAAAUAGCCUUGACUGAACCACUUUCACUCAAACUACUUUUUGAAUGUUUAUUCCGAGUCAUAUUGAUCUGGAAUAUGUUGAAAUGAAUUAUUAUUAAGAUGUUUUUGCGGUAAAUCCAGCUGAUGAAAGAGAUUUUGUGUUGAGGCAAAAGUUGUUUCUAACCACAUUAUGGUGGCGUUUAAGUUAAGCUGUACACAAUUAACACUCUCAUCUGUUUUGCUGCACUUCAUGAUAGCUCAUAUUUACUAUAAAUAAAUGUUUUUUUUGCCACCAAA
This is a messenger RNA of Danio rerio (zebrafish), 2558 nucleotides long. The record is from RefSeq and is a predicted model, not a curated record. NCBI's taxonomy places the organism in Eukaryota, Metazoa, Chordata, Actinopteri, Cypriniformes, Danionidae.